AUGGACGUCACUGCACUCUCCGCGCUGAUGGAAGUGCUGGAUCAGAGACAGGAGGCUGCGGAGAGAAAGAGAGGAGAGAUAUACGAUCGAGAAGAUUGGAAUCAGAGAAGCACCCCAAGUACCAGAAGGACCCCUCAUGGUGCCCCCUUAGCGCGGGCGCAGAAAAUGACAAUGAAAGAUGACCCGGAGGGAUACCUGGUCACCUUUGAACAGCUGGCUACCGCCACUUCAUGGCCUCGGGAAUACUGGGCUAGUCGGCUGGGCUCCUGCCUGAUCGGGGAAGCCCAAGCAGCCUAUCAGGCCAUGACCGAGGAUGAGAUUUCAAAGAAGGGAUUUCCUUCCCGGACACUAAAAGACAGGCAGCGGAAUUUGGAAGCUGUGCGGAAGCUGAGGCCAGCCAAUGAGGUCACUGUGUCUGUAUCCAGCCGGACGGACAGCGGGGUGCACGCGCUCUGUAACUCUGCCCAUGUGGACAUCCAGAGAAAGAGUGGCAAGCCUCCCUUCACAGAGAGGCUUCUUGUUGAUGCUUUAAAUUACCACCUGAAGCCUGAACCCAUCAGUUAUUGUAAAAUGGAUGGAAAAUCUGAGCAUAACAGUCUGCACACCCCAGACAGGAAAGCCCCUGAUUCCAAAGAGAAACAGGUGGAAACCGUGGAGGCUGGACAUAGCAGAAGCCCUGACCCCCAAGCAAGCCUAAAUUUACCAAAUGCCAGACUCCACAGGAAAGAAAACCCAGUCCAGAGGCCGCUUAACUUCCACCUGGCUCCCCCUAACCCCCCUUUCCCCCCUCACGCCUCCCGGCCCCCGUUCAGAGUCCACCAGCAGCAGCAGCAGGCCCCUCAGAAUCACUUGCCCCUGCAACCUGGCCAGGUGCACCAACUGACCCAGCAGCAUUCAUCCCAGCUAUCUCCAGCCUUCCAGGCCGGUCACAACCCCCCCUUCUUCAACCCCCUCCCUCACCGGGGCUUGCACUCCCCGAACCUCGAGGCCAUGGCUCCGGAGCAGCCCGCCAUGGUGCCGGAGGAGAUGAAUAAUGCGGUGAGGCCCGUUCCACAGCUCAACGCACCACAGCCGCCGCCAGCUCAGCCCAGCCGGCUCAACAGCUUUGUGGAAGAAAACUCUGAGGCGGCAGCCCUGGGAGAAGCGCUAGACAUGCAGGGGGUCGGCACGCUGGAAGCUCUAAGUCAGCAGACGAGACUGCACCAGUGGAAUGAACACAAUCACUUUCUGCAGAGCAACAUGGCUUUCCCUCUGCAUCAGCAGCUGGCUCAUCCCCUAGCCCAGCAGGCCCUGCGCUUCCCCCAGCAGCUCAUCAGAGGCAACUGGAGGCUGGGCAACAAUGCAGAGGAGGAGCCUGGACCAGGAUACCCCAGGUUCCCCGGUCUGCUCAGAGAGGUGCCUCCUUCAGAGCAGGGUGAGCUACGGGACCUGCCGGAGAUGCCCCCUCCCCAGUCUCGCUUGCUGCAGUACAGGCAGGUCCAGCAGGUCCAGCCCCGCAACCCUGGAGCCCUCCCCUCCCCUUCGUCCAACUCCAAUCACACCGGCCACUUCCCAGGCCCCUACGGAGACACCAACCGGGAGCUUGAGAUGAUCAACAGCCAGGCUUUUCAGCAGCACCAAGCCCAGAUGUUCAACAAUGCCUUCCCCAUGGCAGCCGGACACACCACCCCUCCUCCAGUGAAGUACCUGCUCCCUGAGGCUCAGUGGCCGCACCCUGGCCUGCAGCAGAACCACAUUCUGGGGCAGGGCUUUCACUAUGGCAUGCAGCAGUUAGCCCACAGACAGGAGCAGGUCCACCUGAUGCAGAUGCACCAGCAGCAGCAGCAGCAGAAGCAGCAGCAGCAGCAGCACCAACAGCAGGCCAUCAAUCAGGAAUCAUUUCACCCACUCUCGCCCCAAACGGUGUCUGCUGCUUCACUUCACAACAUAGAAGAGUAUGAACCUAGAGGACCAGGCAGGCCACUGUACCAAAGAAGGAUCUCUUCUAGUUCUGUGCAGGCUUUCCCUGAAGAUUCAGGCGCUGCUCCAGGUGGUCCCGGUCAGUGUAAGGAGCUUCCGGACCAUCGUAGCAAUCUCUCAUACAACUACCCAUCCCCAGAGCUGUGGGCCAGCGCCAACUCCUCUGUGCCAUUUCAGAACAUUCCAUGCAAUGGAGCCAGCAGAGUAGUUCUGCACAGGGACCUUUUAGCUUCAAAGGUAGUCUGUUCAGCAGAGGAGCACAUGAAGGCUGAAGGUGUGCAGCAGCUGUCGAGUUCGUUCAAUUACACCACGCUGCAGCACCUCGGCCAGUUCCCCCCGCUCAUGCCCAGCAAGCAGCCGAGUCCUGAACCGUGCAGCAGCGCCAGCGGGCUGCAGAACCCUGGCAUGGGCAAACCCCCCACCAUGUCGUAUGCUAGCGCCCUGCGGGCACCCCCCAAACCAAGACCCUUGCCCGAGCAGACGAAAAAGAGCAGUGAUCCCCUGGCCUUGUUACAGGAGCUCAGCAUAGGCAGCUCAACAGGUAGCAAUGGAUAUUAUUCUUACUUCAAAUAAAUUCAAAUCAAUAUAAAAAAAA
This is a messenger RNA of Polyodon spathula (Mississippi paddlefish), 2554 nucleotides long. Its product is annotated as probable helicase with zinc finger domain. The record is from RefSeq and is a predicted model, not a curated record. The coding region runs from base 1 to 2532 and encodes 843 amino acids. Gene Ontology annotation, molecular function: pseudouridine synthase activity; RNA binding. Gene Ontology annotation, biological process: pseudouridine synthesis. Lineage: Eukaryota; Metazoa; Chordata; Actinopteri; Acipenseriformes; Polyodontidae. The transcript has 10 exons.